Molecule: messenger RNA, 1156 nt
Organism: Amorphotheca resinae ATCC 22711
Lineage: Eukaryota; Fungi; Ascomycota; Leotiomycetes; Helotiales; Amorphothecaceae
Exons: 2
Coding region: 92-1156 (354 amino acids)
Biological process (GO): mRNA splicing, via spliceosome
Cellular component (GO): catalytic step 2 spliceosome
Molecular function (GO): protein binding
Source: RefSeq, a predicted model, not a curated record
CGGGCAUCCUUCUCCUAACUCGUGAGAAGCAAGUACGGCUGGUGGUAAUAUGGGUAAUGAAGACAUAUCAAUGUAACGACAACGAUCCGAUAUGGCAUUCCCAACCAAGCUAUUGACCCAGCUACACGGCUCAAACGGCCCCGUCCAUGCCUUGGCCUACUCCUCAUCGCCCUCGACAUACAUCCUGACCGGUUCCGCGGACCGUUCCAUCCGCCUCUACAACCCGUCACGGUCUCCCGCAACAGCACACGCCACAAACCCCCUCGCACCGCCCAAACCGACGCAGCUGAUCCAGACCUAUUCUGCGCACGGCUAUGAAGUCCUCGAUAUCAGCGUCGCGGCCGACAACGCGAGCUUUGCAUCCGUGGGCGGCGACCGCAGCGUCUUCCUCUGGGACGUAGCCACCGCGCAGACCAUCCGCCGCUUCGGGGGGAAUCACGGCCAUAGCGCGCGCAUCAAUGCGGUGGCAUUUGCGGGGAGUGGAGAUAGUGUGCUAAUUAGUGGAAGCUUUGACGCGAGUGUGCGAAUCUGGGAUGUUAAGAGCCAGCAGAUGAAGCCGAUUAUGGUGCUGGAGGACGCAAGAGAUUCGGUCUCGUGUAUCUUGGCUGGCGGCGCGGUGGGGAUGGGAGGCGAGUAUGAGAUUUUGGCGGGCAGUGUAGAUGGGAGGGUCAGGUAUUAUGAUUUACGGAUGGGCAGGUUAGAGACCGACGUUAUUGGGGCAAGUGUCACCAGUCUGCAGAGAACAAGGGACGGAAAGGGGAUUCUGGUAGGCGCUUUAGACAGCAGUCUGAGGCUGAUGGAUAGAGAUAGUGGAGGGUUACUGAAGGCGUACAAAGAGGAUCGGUGGAAGAAUGAAGAGUUUAGACUGCGGAGUGCGUUUGGGGGGAAUGAGAGAUGGGUGCUUUGUGGAAAUGAGGAUGUGAAGGGAGCUGAUGGCGAGGUCCUGGUCUGGGAUACAUUGACUGGAAAGGUCGUGGAGAGGAUAGGGGUUUUGGGGUCACAGGCGGAGGAAAAGAAGAGGAUCUCGACAGAUGGCAAGGUGAGGGAAAGACGUAACGUCGUCAGCUGUGUUGCAUGGAAGGAGUCUGGGAGGGGUGAUCAAUGGUGCUGUGCCGGCACAGAUGGCAUUGUGAGCGUUUUCGGCCCUGCAUCGUAA